AUGGUUGCCGCCAGCGCGUCCGUUCGUGGGGCGUGGCUGGCCGCUCUGAUCGUGGCUCCGCCCGCGCGUCUUGGCGCCGCCCCCGACGGCGCGGUUGGCGACUGCUCUGGCGUCGCCGCCGUCGCGCCCAGUCCCGGUCCUCUCGGCUCCGGUGGCCCGCGUAUCCCCUUCCGCCCCUUUAUUGCUUCGUUCGGGUCAUCCCCACUCUGUGUCCGCGUUUCCCUCCCCCUGCGCCGCCCCACGCCGGCCCUCGCCGGCGGCGGGUCGCUGGUGCCGACGGCCGAGGCGCCGCCUGCCGAUAGAGGGGAAACCCUACGGCUCGCCCCUCCCCGUCGCCCGCUGGGCCUCGACUCGGCCGGCCGGGGCAUUCUGGGCCGCAGCCCAGCCCAUCUGCCUUCCGCGCCCGCUGGGCUCCCCUCACCCCGGCUGGGCCGGCCCGAGUUGGCUAGGCCGCCCCGGUGCCCUAGGCCCACGCAGUCGGCCGGCACGAUUUGGCUCCCUCGGGGGUGCCCGGUCGCCCCAUCUCUCCCCCCGCCGCCACGCCUGUUCCCCUCCACCAACCGCAAGUCUCUCCCCACCCGCACUCCUCCCCGCCGUCCCCCGCUGUGUGCUCGACCUCGCCUCCCUUCCCGCCGCAACAGCCUGCCAUGCGUGAGUGGAACAACGGCGAGCCGCGGCAGAAGCGGAGGUCGGAGGACUGCCGCGAGCCCCGCUGUCCUUCUCCUGAUGCGCUGCGCCGCGAGGAGGACUUGCGCCGGGAGCUGCGGGAGCUCCGCGACGGCCGGCGCGAUGACCAGCGUUCGCCGACUCGUCGUGACGCCGGAGGCCGGUCGCGCUCUCCCCGCCCAGCUGCUUCCAGCGACUGGCGUCCCCGCCGCCGCUCGCCAUCCCCUCCGCCUCGGCGCGGCCGAACUCCUUCCCGGCCUCGCUCGUCGCUCUCUGCCUUGUCACGCCCCCUGCUCAGCCUUCUGCCCCGGCCCCGCGGAAGUAUCUCCCACCCCACGCCGCCUCGCCUUUAAUGCCGGCCCCCUCGGCCGCCCCGGGCACCGGUCCUUCCCGCGGCCGUCAGGGUUCGUCCAAGAAGAAGAAGCACCGCAGUCAGGGGCGGGGCGCCCCCGCUUCGCUUCCCCCGGUGGCUCCGGGUUCAUCCCCGGCCCCGGGCCCGGUCUCCAACCUACCUCGUCCCCCGUGCUUCAAUUGCGGGGUGGCGGGGCACUCGCAAGUUAG
Aegilops tauschii subsp. strangulata is the source of this 1227-nucleotide messenger RNA. NCBI's taxonomy places the organism in Eukaryota, Viridiplantae, Streptophyta, Magnoliopsida, Poales, Poaceae. The record is from RefSeq and is a predicted model, not a curated record.